GGCCAACCCGCGAGCCAUUGCGGCGCCCUGUGCGCAGCCAACAGAGCCUCGCCUCGCCAAAGCCAAAGCCGGGCCGGGCGCGCUGCUGCCCUUCUCCUCCCCCCCGAGCAAGGAAGGCAAAAGGCGAGGAGGCUCCCGCAACACCGGCCCGGGCCAAAGUUUGGGCUGGAUGCCACGGCGGGGAAGGCGCCGUUGGGCAAAAGUUGCCGGCGGGGCGCGCAGCAGAAGCCCCGGGGCGCCUCCUCGGCCCGUUGCGCGCCGGGGCCGAUGAGAGCCCCGCAGCCGGUUCUGCCUCGCUCGGCGGCGGCGGCGGCGGUCCCAGGUCCUGGCGGCUCCUCCCCGCGAUCCUUCUGAGCCUCCUUUCUUCCUCCUUUCCUUUCUUCCUCCUCCUCCUCCUCCUCCGGCGCGCCAUGGAGUUCUCGGCCAGGAAGCGCAGCAGAAAAUCUCAGAGCUUCAAACUCAUCCAUGCAGAUUAUCAUCCGGAGGUUUACAAGAUCCCAGAUUACAGCAACGAUGUGAACGGCAAUGCCAAAGAAAUACAAACACUUUAUUUAGGUGAUGAAAGCCCGGAGAUUAAAAAACAGAUUACGGGGAUGAGGAGAUUGCUGAACGACAGCGUGGGACGGAUCUACCAGCGAGUUGGGAAAGAAGGGGAAAAGUUGAAGGAAGAAGUCCAGGAUUUGGACCUGGCCUGGACUCCGCGGCUGAACCCUCCUGCGGACACCCCUGGCCACCUCCAGCCAUUGCAGAGCAGCUCCUGGAACGAAUUGCCUCCCCAGACCGGACACUAUUCAGGGCAGUACGGCACCCGCUCCAAAACCUCUUUCCAGAACCAGGCCAGAACCCUGGGGACAAACGGUACGAGAUAUAGAUUUAAGUUUUUCUACCUGUAUGUUCUGACCUAGGCUUCCUUAAGGAGC
Molecule: messenger RNA, 920 nt
Organism: Notechis scutatus (mainland tiger snake)
Lineage: Eukaryota; Metazoa; Chordata; Lepidosauria; Squamata; Elapidae
Source: RefSeq, a predicted model, not a curated record